GCCAAUAGCCGCUCCUCGCGGACACAAACUCAGUCUCGUCUCGAGAGUAACGCACAAAGCUCCUGCAAUCCGAUCUUCCUUUGUUGAUGGUUACCUGAGUAACACACGUUUUUUGUCAGCGAUACUGGUUCUUUAUAGUGAGAUGAUCUAAGUGUGUCGAAUCGCAACGCUGGCAACCCACAUGGCUCUGGGACUGAGCUCGGGGCUCUGCUCCGGGAGCACGGGACCGGGAUCCGGGGCGCAUUCGGAGACGUCUUCAUCGCCGGGCAUCAGCGUCCCGAUUCCGGUGGCGCCGGCACCGAUGCUGCCGAUACCGACGUUCGCGUUGCCGACGCUCAAUUUCACCGUCUCCCAGGUGGCGGCCGUUUGCGAAACGCUCGAGGAGAGCGGCGACAUCGAGAGACUCGCGAGGUUCUUGUGGUCCUUACCGGUGGCGCAUCCGAAUACGAGUGAACUGAACAAAAGCGAGGCCGUUCUCCGUGCUAAAGCUAUAGUGUCCUUUCACAGCGGAAAUUUUAGAGACCUCUAUUCAAUUUUAGAAUCGCACAAAUUCACGAAAACGUCGCACGGAAAGUUGCAGGCCAUGUGGCUGGAGGCCCACUAUCAGGAGGCCGAGAAGUUGCGCGGCAGAGCGCUGGGACCCGUCGAUAAAUAUCGCGUACGGAAAAAGUUCCCGUUGCCGAGGACGAUUUGGGACGGCGAACAAAAAACCCAUUGCUUUAAAGAGAGGACUAGAAGUUUGUUGCGCGAAUGGUAUUUGCAGGAUCCUUAUCCCAAUCCGACGAAGAAGAGGGAAUUGGCCCAAGCGACGGGACUCACACCGACGCAGGUCGGUAAUUGGUUCAAAAAUAGGAGGCAGAGAGAUAGAGCUGCGGCUGCUAAAAAUAGGAUGCAACAGCAACAACUGGCAGCCCAACUGGCCCAACACGGCGGCUCGGCGAGACAGCCCGCCCUGAGCCCGACGCCGUCCGACAGCGACUCGGACAUCUCGUUGGGCGCGCAUUCGCCGCCGCUGAGCUCGCCGCUGCAAUUCGGGCGAUCGUCGCCUAAUCCCAUAACGUCGUUCCGGUUCGGCGCGCACUCGCCCGGUCCCAUGCCCGCUCAGUUCCGCUUCGGCGGCAAUCGCACCCCGCCGACGUUCUCGCCCAAUUUCCGAAUCGAACGAUCGAAGGACAGAAACUCGGCCUCGCCCAUCCACGUCGACGGGAAUUCCACGUACGCGGCUGUCAAUUUGAGACUGACCGCCAACGAAAGCCCCAUUGACGUCGACAGCACCGAUAAAGACAGCAGAAAGGUGGAUUCGCCGCCGCAAACGUCCCUCCAGCAUUCGCCGCCCAUGAACCUGCGGAUAGCCGACAAUCUGCGAAUGCAGCACAACGAGAACUCCAAGAUCGAGGCGCCGCUGCCGCUGCGGCUGGGCCACCAGCUGAACCACGCGCAGAUCGCGACGCCGCUGCGGAUCCAAGUGACGUCGGGCGGGCGGCUGGAGGCGCCGUCGCCGCACACCAACCUCCACGGGGGCUACUCGCACGGGGGAAUAGUGCGGAUCGCCCCGCCGAGCCCCAACAACAACGGGCCGGCGUUGCACAGGCCGUUCUCGCCGGCCAGGCUGACGUGAUACCCGCCUUUCGCCUGGAGGAUUUGUGAAUAGGUUGUGUAGUUUAGGUUGCAGGCGUCGCAGAAAAAUCGGCGAGUGCGACGCGUUUUUUUUUCCAGUCGAAUUCGUACGACGGCUUUCGCGCGGUUACUUAAUGAUGAUAAAUUGCGAUGCAACGAUUCAAUUAAAUAGCGGAUGUCGUCCGAUCGCGAUGCGGUAAAGCAGGAUGCAAUAUUGUCGUUCGAAAAAGCAAUAAACAUAAUAUGCAGGUAUACACUUUAAUUUUUGGUCGAAUUAAUUAUGUAGCCUAAUGAGGUGGCGAGGGCGAGGGCGAGGGAGAGUUUAGAAUACAUUAAAAAGAUUUCUAGGUAACUCUUACGUUGAUUUUACAAUUAUGUCAACAAUCAUAAUAUUCUAUAAUAGGAUAGAUCCUUAAUUGUACCUAUUAUUCAAUACGGAAAGAUGAGUCAAACAUUAGAAAACUCAGUUUUCUGAAUAAUUCGUAUAUUCUCAAAUAUUUAAAGGUAGAUUUUGAUAAGUAUUGUUAUAUUACACUUAUUACUAAGUAUACAGUUUUUAUGAUCAAUUUCACAAUUAUCACAUAAAAACUUCCAUAAAAAACAGCAGGAGCUCAUUUUAACUUACAAAUUAAAACUGCAAGUUUUUCCUUUUUUUAAUAGCGUUUGGUAAUGUUUUUUUUUUAUAGUAAAUGAUGAGUACGUUUCCAAUGAUACGAUUCAUUUAUUACUUUUCUUUGUACCUACCAAUAUCAACUUAUACCUAUUAAUUAAACAAUUUUAUGAAACAUAAGGAAAAAGUACUUAUAUGACUAUAUGUGGCUAAUAAAAUAAUUCAUUCGAUUCAAAUUAAUGCUGUUAGAUAAUUUUCUACAUCUGAUCACCAUGCAGUUUUAAUUGGCAUGGAUGAUAUUAAAAAAAUAUUAAAAUGUUACUAAAUAUCAUUGACUAAUUUCAAUUGACUUUUUUUAAACUUUAUAGUGUUCGACAGGUAUAAUGUAAAUGUGACUUGCGUGAUUUCUAAAAAAAAUAUUAAUAUCUACUAUUAGGUAUGUAUAGAAGGGUACCAUAUUUUUUUAUCUUCAAUAGAUAAUUCUUCAGUAAAAAUUCUUGUUCGUGUUCUAUAUCAUUUUAAAUUGACUUUAGUAAUACUAUAAAUAAUUAUUUUUUUGCUUAACUUUAAUGCUUUUCGGACGUAAGGAAGGUUUUUCUGCGACGUCUUUAAAUAUCGUUGCAAUGUAUGUAUGUAUAAUGUAUAUUUAUUCGCUUGUACAGAGAAGUAAGAGUUUCGGGGUAAUGAACUUACUUUUAAAUGUUCAGUGGCAAUUUGUCGAUACUGUCGAUAUUAGAUUAAAAAAAUUGUUGGCCCUAGGAUUUUAAAAUAAAAGAAGAAGGAUUUAUCUAGUCAAAAAGGAGAUCUUUUAUUUCAAAAAUCAAAAUUUGCGUCCUAUUUUCGAACCAGAAAGAGUUCCAUUCUGAAUCAUUAGUUUACAAAGAUGAAUUGGAAUAAAUUUAAUGUAGAUUAACAUUUACAAUUAUCUACAGAGGAAAACUUUUGGUUUUAAAAUGGAAUCAAUUGUGUAGGUACCUAUACUCGUUUUUUUGUAAUUUUUUUGUUUUAAGAAAAAUUUAGUUAGUAUAACAGGUAGGUACUGAAAUUUUUUAAUUUCAGUUUUCUUUUAUCUUAAAAACCAGCUGGCUAAAAUAUCUAAAGCGCGUUUUAAAUGAGGAGCAUUUUAGUCAAUUUAUAAAAAAUGCACCAUGAUUUAUUACUUAAUUUUGUUACUACCGUCGUUAAUUUAGAUUUAUGAAGUAUUCUUCACACACAAUCAUACAAAUGAAAAGAUAAUUUGAGAAAAAAAUAUUUGCUCAAUACACCACAAAUUGAAUCUAUUUUAACGAUGCACCGGUCUGAAGUAAAAAUGACAUUUAAUUUCAUUAGAUGUGUUGCGUAUAUCCAAUUUCGUAGAUGGAAAUCAUGUUAUUUGAUUUAUUAUAAAAUGAUUAUAUAUUUAUAUUGAUUGUCGAUUGUACAUAUAUUGAUGAAACAUAUUAUAC
Messenger RNA from Phyllotreta striolata, 3672 nucleotides. NCBI's taxonomy places the organism in Eukaryota, Metazoa, Arthropoda, Insecta, Coleoptera, Chrysomelidae. The record is from the annotation of a GenBank genome assembly.